AUGGCAAGGCAAAGAGAAAUGCAAUGGACUCAGAAGGCAUACUUGCUCAUGCAAGAAAUGAGAUUUCUUUGGUCUUCCUUGUUACCAUCCACUGGCUGUAAUAUCAAGUCAAGACUUAUGGUGAAAACAAGCAAUCCACCCAUCAAACCUCAUGUGUAUCACAAGCAAGCUAGAAGGCCAAAGAAAUCUAAGAAUGGCAUAAUGCAACUAAUUGUGAUCGGAAUGAUGGAGAAAGGCAGGCGAGGUAGAAGGCCAAGGCAAGUUGUAAAUAGGCAAGAUGUACCUACCGAACCUGUAAGUACCCAAAAUGCUACUAGCCAAACUCCCCACUCCAUGCCAAUGAGAACGGCAAAACUAACGAUAUGA
Molecule: messenger RNA, 366 nt
Organism: Prunus armeniaca (apricot)
Lineage: Eukaryota; Viridiplantae; Streptophyta; Magnoliopsida; Rosales; Rosaceae
Source: the annotation of a GenBank genome assembly